This is a messenger RNA of Ruditapes philippinarum (Manila clam), 917 nucleotides long. RefSeq names its product zygote arrest protein 1.L-like. Gene Ontology annotation, biological process: translation. Gene Ontology annotation, cellular component: cytoplasm. NCBI's taxonomy places the organism in Eukaryota, Metazoa, Mollusca, Bivalvia, Venerida, Veneridae. The coding region runs from base 297 to 728 and encodes 143 amino acids. The transcript is spliced from 3 exons. Gene Ontology annotation, molecular function: mRNA base-pairing post-transcriptional repressor activity. The record is from RefSeq and is a predicted model, not a curated record.
UUUAAACUUGAGCAUAUAAUGGUAAAAGUAUAUAUCAUAACAAAUUUCAAUGGUAACAUGAUAUGGAAUAACCUUAUUAUCAAUGUAUAAAUGUUAAGAGACGUGCAUUGGUAUUUCGUUUAAGAUAGCUUUCUUAUUGCAAUGAUAAAUUAAACAUAAUGAUUGAUUUGGAAUAAAGACAAAAUCUACCUUACGGUUCAAAUGUGUUUGGAUGAUAUUGAAGAUCACAAAUAAAUAAUAGUGUGAACUAAACCAAAAUAUAUGCAACGUUAGGCGAACGAGGUUACCGUUGCAGAAUGCCACGGCUCGAAAGAAAGUUCGGGUUUUUCCAUUGCGAUUGUCAGAUGGGAAACUCAUGGACAAGUGCUCAUGUUUACUGUAUUAAGAAUACAGAUAAGGUGUAUUUCAGACAAAUGUGCAAACUGUGCCAUACAUGGCACAGACCGUACAGAGUACAGAAUCUUCAAUGUCCGGAAUGCGGCAUGGACGUCUAUUAUUGUGAAUGUGAAUUUGAAUGCGAGUAUUGCGGUUUCUAUGGCGAUGAGUGCGAAUGUGUUUGUGCUAAUUGUUUGUUAUUUGUUUACGAGUGCGAAUGUGACGAAAAAGAAAGUGGCCCGGACAAACCACAUAGGAGUGAUUUAUGUGGGAAAUGUCUUGGCGGGUUUCCGUGUCACGGUCCGAGAAGAAGGCGGGGACGUAGGAGGAGUAGAAGGUGGAGGCGAAAUUGAUAACUUUACUAUUACAAUGGUUCUUCAUUUUAUGAAAUAACAUUAUCAUAUUUAAUGCAACUAUUAUUUAAAAACAACUAUUCUGAUACUUAAACGAAACGUUGUUUAGAAAAAAAAUAUUUUAAUGUGAAAUGAAAUAAUCCUUUUGCUAUGUAAGAAUUUUUAUUUACAAUUGUUGUUUAAAACAAA